Urocitellus parryii (Arctic ground squirrel) is the source of this 1479-nucleotide messenger RNA. Lineage: Eukaryota; Metazoa; Chordata; Mammalia; Rodentia; Sciuridae. The record is from RefSeq and is a predicted model, not a curated record.
AUGGUAGCCGGCAGUUCCAGAUUCCUACCCAGCCCACAAGUUCAAAGACCAAAUCAGAUGUCAUGGCACCCCCAGUACCGGAGCUCCAAGUUCCGCCACGUCUUUGGCAAACCAGCCAGCAAGGAGAACUGCUACGACUCGGUGCCCAUCACCCGCAGCGUUCACGACAACCACUUCUGUGCUGUGAACCCCCACUUCAUCGCAGUUGUCACUGAGUGUGCUGGCGGGGGGGCCUUCCUCGUCAUCCCCCUACACCAGACAGGAAAGUUGGACCCCCACUACCCGAAGGUCUGUGGGCACCGCGGGAACGUCUUAGACAUCAAGUGGAACCCUUUUGAUGACUUUGAGAUCGCCUCCUGUUCAGAAGACACCACGGUGAUGGUCUGGAACCUGGAUACAAAGGAGUCUGUCAUCGUAAACCCCGUGAGGACAAUUACCUGUCACCAAGAUGUGAUCCUCUCCAUGUCCUUCAACACCAACGGCAGCCUGCUGGCUACUGCCUGUAAAGACCGCAAGAUUCGGAUUCUUGACCCCCGUCUAGGAACUAUCCUCCAGGAAGCCAGCUACAAGGGGCACCGGGCCAACAAGGUGCUGUUCCUGGGGAACAUGAAGAAGCUGCUGUCCACGGGCACAUCUCGGUGGAACAACCGGCAGAUGGCCCUGUGGGACCAGGACAACCUCUCUGUGCCUCUCACAGAGGAGGACCUGGACGGCUCCUCAGGUGUGCUGUUUCCCUUCUACGACGUGGACACCAACAUGCUCUACAUAGUGGGGAAGGGAGACGGCAACAUCCGCUACUAUGAGGUGAGCGCCGAGAAGCCCCACCUGAGCUACCUGACCGAGUACCGCUCCUACAACCCACAGAAGGGCAUUGGUACCAUGCCAAAGAGAGGUCUCGAAGUGUCCUCCUGCGAGAUCUUCCGCUUCUACAAGCUGAUCACAACCAAAAGCCUCAUCGAGCCCAUAUCCAUGAUUGUACCCCGGCGGUCGGAAUCCUACCAGGAGGACAUCUACCCGCCCACRGCAGGGGCCCAGCCCUCCCUGACUGCCCGGGAGUGGCUCAGCGGGAUGAACAGAGAGCCAAUCCUGGUGUCCCUGAGGCCCGGCUCCCAGCCACURAGCCCCCGGCCACUGCCUCCAGAGAAGCCCCUCUCCACCCCCACGGCCCGGACCUCACCCCAGCUCUUGGACCACACUGCAAAGCUGUCUGCAGAGGACGGCCAGAGGCCCCUCUCCCAGCCAGAGGGGAAGGCGCCAAGGUGGGCUGCGGAACACAGGCCCGAGGAGAAGAAGUCCUGGCUCACAAAUGGCUUUGAUAUUUUCGAAUGUCCCCCACCAAAGACAGAGAAUGAGCUGCUGCAGAUGUUCUAUCGGCAACAGGAGGAGAUCCGAAGGCUCCGCGAGCUGGUGACCCAGCGGGAAGUGCAAGCCAAGCAGUUGGAACUAGAGAUCAAAAACUUGCGCAUGAGCUCAGCGUAG